GGUCGAGGCGGGUGCGGGUUACGAGAGCUGGGCGGACACAGCGAAGGGUGGGCGCGAACGGACUGACGGGCGGACGGCAGGAUGUUCAGCUGGAUGGGGCGGCAGGCCGGCGGGCGCGAGCGCACGGGCGGCGCGGACGCGGUGCAGACGGUGACGGGCGGCCUGCGCUCGCUCUACCUGCGCAAGGUGCUGCCGCUGGAGGAGGCGUACCGCUUCCACGAGUUCCACUCGCCCGCGCUGGAGGACGCCGACUUCGACAACAAGCCCAUGAUCCUGCUGGUGGGCCAGUACAGCACGGGCAAGACCACCUUCAUCAGGUACUUACUGGAGCAAGACUUCCCGGGCAUGAGGAUCGGCCCGGAGCCCACCACUGAUUCCUUCAUCGCUGUGAUGUAUGGGGACACCGAGGGCAGCACCCCAGGGAAUGCUUUGGUUGUGGACCCCAAAAAGCCAUUUCGAAAACUUAGUCGCUUUGGAAACGCUUUCCUUAAUCGAUUCAUGUGCUCCCAGCUGCCCAAUCAGGUCCUGCAGAGCAUCAGCAUCAUCGACAGCCCCGGCAUCCUGUCCGGGGAGAAGCAGCGCAUCAGCCGAGGGUACGACUUCUGCCAGGUCCUGCAGUGGUUCGCCGAGCGGGUCGACAGGAUCAUCCUGCUCUUCGAUGCUCACAAACUGGACAUCUCAGAUGAGUUCUCGGAGGCCAUCAAGGCCUUCCGGGGCCAGGACGACAAGAUCCGCGUGGUGCUGAACAAGGCCGACCAGGUGGACACGCAGCAGCUGAUGCGCGUCUAUGGGGCCCUCAUGUGGUCCCUGGGCAAGGUCAUCAACACGCCCGAGGUGCUGCGCGUCUACAUCGGCUCCUUCUGGGCGCAGCCCCUGCAGAACACCGACAACCGCAGGCUCUUUGAGGCUGAGGCCCAGGACCUCUUCAGAGACAUCCAGAGCCUUCCACAGAAGGCAGCAGUGCGCAAACUCAACGACCUCAUCAAGCGGGCGAGGCUGGCCAAGGUACAUGCCUACAUCAUCAGUUACCUGAAGAAGGAGAUGCCAAGUGUAUUUGGAAAGGAAAACAAGAAGAGAGAGCUCAUCAGCAGACUACCGGAAAUCUACGUUCAGCUGCAGCGAGAAUACCAGAUCUCUGCAGGAGACUUCCCGGAGGUCACGGUCCUGCAGGAGCAGCUUGAGAACUACGACUUCACCAAGUUCCACUCACUGAAGCCCAAGCUGAUCGAGGCCGUGGACAACAUGCUGAGCAACAAGAUCUCGUCCCUGAUGAACCUCGUCAGCCAGGAGGAGAUGAGCAUGCCCACGCAGCUCGUGCAGGGUGGCGCCUUCGAUGGCACCACCGAGGGCCCCUUCAACCAGGGCUACGGGGAGGGCGCCGGGGAGGGCGCCGACGAGGAGGAGUGGGUCGUGGCCAAAGACAAGCCCAUCUACGACGAGCUCUUCUACACCCUGUCUCCCAUCAACGGCAAGAUAUCAGGCGUCAACGCCAAGAAGGAGAUGGUGACCUCCAAGCUGCCCAACAGCGUCCUGGGUAAGAUCUGGAAGCUGGCCGACUGCGACUGCGACGGCAUGCUGGACGAGGAGGAGUUCGCACUAGCCAAGCACCUCAUCAAGAUCAAGCUCGAUGGCUACGAGCUGCCCAACAGCCUGCCCUCCCACCUCGUGCCCCCCUCUCACAGGAAGUCCCUGCCAAAGGACGACUGAGGUGUGGGCCGUGAGAUGAGGUGGGAUUCGGGGGGACCGGACCUGAGGCCCGCUCUGCCACUAACUCGCCGAGUGACUUUGGGCAAGGCACUGCCCUCUCCGUGCCUCAGUUUCCCCAUCUGCAGAAUGGGGAGGUCAGACUCCAGACACUAGAUGGUCUCUAAGGUCCUUUCACCUCUAAAAUUCCCUAAGUUUCUAUUAAAAUAUUGGAGGGGGGGAAGGUAAAGAAAGUGAAGGAUUUAAAAGAGAAGGAAAUUGUCCAAAGAAUACUCAGAAGCCCGGAAAAGCAUAGGUGAGGAGGGGGGCUUUACAGAACCCCCGGAACCACGGGAAGUGAGCUGGGGGUGGGGAAGGGGGACUCUCGGGAGCAGCUGAGGCCUGGGCUUCAUGCAGGCUGUUUAUUAUCAUGAACAACUUCUGUCUGUCCCUCAGAGGACACCAGGAGGGAGAAAAGAGGAUGUUUAUUUUGUUUCUUCCAUAAAAAGAGUGGAAAUAUAGAGUGGAGAGAGCUUCUGCUGUCUCCAAACUGUCUACCAGAGAAGACGGCCGCCCCGAGGUUUGCAAGAAGGAUAAGUCUGCGUCUGUGCAUCUGUGCAUCUGUGCAUCUGUGCGUGCCCCGCCCCUCCUCCGGGCUCCGGCAGGACCGUCUGUCAGGCCAGCAGAAGCUCUCGAGUCCCAGCGCCCUGCUGCCCAGUCUGCCCGGGCCUCCCUCCCGGGGCCUUCCCAGGAAAGCUGUAAUUUGGUUGGAAACUGGGAAUUCACAAACUUCAUUAACCCCUGGCGAGAUUUCUAGUAUGCCUUUCCAGUCAUGUUGAACUAUGAAGAUUAGCUUUUCUUACUAGUCUGUCCAGUAAUGUGCAGCCAAGUCUGUUUAUCACAAUUAAACUACUGUAAAGAAAACAAGCGGUUCUCCUCAGCCCUCUUAGUGUGUCCUCAGCUGUUAAAUGCCCAAGGCCCCUGGGUUGAAGGUAGAAUUUAAAUUCAGCAAAAACAUCUCAUGGUGUGUGCAGUGCCCUAGAUCCGUGGACACAGAAGUGAGGGCAGAAGAGAUCCGUCUACUACAGUUAGACGCUAUUUUUGUAGAAAACGGGCAUUUUUAUUAUGUCCACUUUUGUGGGGUUUUGUGUUAUUUUUUUUUUCCUUACUAGAUAAAAAGCUUUAUACAGAACAGGUUGGAAUUUUUCACAUAAAACCUUUUCUUCCAAAGGCUGUGUGAUUUGUAUCACAAAUGGCCAUCCCUGGGCAGGAUUCAAGCCCUUGUCUUUACUUUGGCUCCUGAGUAUUCUUUCCCCAAAACCUCUCUGGUUCAUUCAUUCAGAUUCCUGUGUCGGGUGGAGGAGCUCAGUUCUCACCACCACCGCCGGCAUCCCUGCGGUGGGUGCACCAGCCCGGGGGUACCUGCUUUUCAUCAUGACUUAAUGCAAGAAGAAAGAGGCAGAAACUAGUGAUGGGCUGCGUGGCGUGGGGUCCUGCCGGCACAGGAAACAAGGGAAAGCAGAACUCCCACGUGACCCUCCCAAAAAUCAUAUACUUUUUUCUGUCACUCUGGCAACAUCAGGGUUAGAACUUUUUAUUUAAGAGAAAAUAUUUAUUUGGAGGUAGCAUUUAUCCGGACCCCAACCCUCACACUCUCUAACUCAGUAUCUAAAUAAUUUAGAGUUUUAAGAGAAUUAAAUACAUACUAUGAUUUUUUUAUCUCAAUGAAUACUUUUAAGUUAAUUAGACACAUAGAAAAGAAACCUUUAUAAUUCCAGUACUGUCAUAGGAGCAGAUAGUUGUGUGCAUUCUGAGGACUCCCCAACUGUGUCAGUCCUGUAGAGACCACAAAAGCAAAAUUGAGAGAGAAGGAAAAAGGGAGUUCAUUUGUCCAGAAGUUUAGAGACGCCAAGGUUCACUGACUUUCCACUUAGAAUAAUUUUGCUCCUUCAACUCUGCUCAAUUGUCAUACAGAAACAUAAAUGUAUACACAUGUCUAUGUCAUGAGUGCAUGGUUUUUAAAACUUGUCAUUGUAUAUAUAUAUGUAGAUAUGAUCACAUUUUGUCUAUGUAGAGAUGUGUAGAAAAACUUUUUGAGGCGGUCAGCAGGCUAAGGUUGCUGGUUUCUUUGUGGAAUGAAACUUCUCGGGGCACUGUGAGCUCCCCAAUUCCUCACCCUGAGCUGAGAACAUCAGGUGGGAGAGACAUCAGGCAGCUGAGUCCUUUCCCCUCUGGGACCUGGUGGUGUUCUUGAAACAAAAAAUGGAAACCAUGUGUCUGUUUUUCUUAACAUCUCCUCACACUAUUAAGUCAUUGGUCACAAAAAGUUGAUGGAAAGGAAAACACUGGAAAACUUUAGGGAUAUUUCCUUGAGUCUGUGUCAAAAUGCCUGCUCUCCCACCCCCUCCUCGCAGCAGGGCUGGGGGGCAGCAGCCCUCUGGGAUCUGCUCACCCUGAUUGUAUGCCCCUUUCCACAGACCACCCCAGUUCUCAAAGAAUGUUCACAUCGGGUGGGAGGGUGGAAGUAAGCAAACUCUAGAACUAUAAAACCAUCCUGGUGCACCCCGUGAUUCCACAGAAGACAUCUAAGAAUCUUGAAGCCCUGUUUUCUGCCUGGUAUCACAUGACACUAAUCUGCAGUGUUGAGUUUAGAGGAGAAAGUGACAACUUCAGCCUGCUCCUCCCAAAGUCAACUUCCGAGCUGUAAGCCUGCCAACGAGGCCCUUCUAAACCAGCUUUCUGGAGGGACAUUGCACUGUUUAGACUCUCCUAAGCUCUGUGCCUCAUGCCCCAGCCCAGGAUCAUAUAUCAAUGCUUUUGUCUCAAAACUAAACUCACUGCACACUUGGCCCAGGGAGUGGGGUGGAGCACCCCUCUUCCCUGGGUGGGGCUUUCACAUCUCCAGGGCUGGACUUGGUUCUCUUUUUGACGCUGGUCAUUUUGCAGCAAUAGCAUCUUUGGAUCGGGGGCUGUGGUUCCAUCCACAGGACCGUGGGCCUUGAGGAGCUGAGUUCUGAUUAUCCAUCGGGGGACUGGAUAUCCAGAGAGGUCAGAGAGCAUUUGAAGAGAAGCCAAAUGUCCCCUGCGCUUCACCAAUACCCAAGAGGCCUCUUCAGAGCCCUGGCCCACUGCCCCUGACCACAGCCCUGCCCCUGGAUCUGCGGGGCCUCCUACAGGAGCCGCCCCUUUGCUGCACCGGGAGGGUCUGGAUGAAUCCACCCCAAAGGGCAGGGUGUAGCCACGUGAGUCAGCCUGCAUGGGUCCUGCCAGGUCCUUUCUUUCCAUAUUGCACAGUUAACACUUUUUCACUAUGCCCAGCAGGAAUCUGAAGAUAAGUAAAGCAUUUCACUGUUUAUUUCCUCCACGGAAGAACAACAUUCUUAGAACAGAUAAUCCCUGAGUUUACUCAGGUAAAUGCAGGCCUGACCGACAGUCUCUAAGGUUACAUGUCAGUUAACCCAUGCAGUUAAUACACUAUGCUUCUAUUAUUUUUUUUUAAUAUAUAAUCUUGUUUAGAAAUGUCAAACAAACAAAAAAGACAGAGUCUACUGAUCAAUAAACCUCUGAAAAACAAA
This is a messenger RNA of Choloepus didactylus (southern two-toed sloth), 5258 nucleotides long. RefSeq names its product EH domain containing 4 (gene EHD4). Bases 82 to 1707 code for a protein of 541 amino acids. Gene Ontology annotation, cellular component: cytoplasm; plasma membrane. The transcript is spliced from 6 exons. Gene Ontology annotation, molecular function: calcium ion binding; protein binding; GTP binding. Gene Ontology annotation, biological process: endocytosis; endosomal transport. The record is from RefSeq and is a predicted model, not a curated record. NCBI's taxonomy places the organism in Eukaryota, Metazoa, Chordata, Mammalia, Pilosa, Megalonychidae.